Grammomys surdaster is the source of this 2142-nucleotide messenger RNA. Its product is annotated as pregnancy-specific glycoprotein 22-like. The coding region runs from base 108 to 1514 and encodes 468 amino acids. The transcript is spliced from 5 exons. NCBI's taxonomy places the organism in Eukaryota, Metazoa, Chordata, Mammalia, Rodentia, Muridae. Gene Ontology annotation, biological process: regulation of immune system process; signal transduction. Gene Ontology annotation, cellular component: cell surface; plasma membrane. Gene Ontology annotation, molecular function: protein tyrosine kinase binding. The record is from RefSeq and is a predicted model, not a curated record.
UGCCUGAGAGGACACUCAGUUCAGAGGAAAAAGGACACGAGAGACUGGUGCCCUGUUGGAGGUGAAGCUGCUUUUCUCAGAGGCAAGACAGCACAGUGAGAAGAGAGAUGGAGGUGUUUGUUUUGCUUUUUUGCCAGGGGUUUGCCCCAUGGCAGGGGGUUCUGCUCACAGCCUCCCUUUUAACCUGCUGGCACCUGUCUACCACGUCUGAAGUCACCAUUGAAUUAGUGCCACCACAAGUGGUCAAAGGGGAAGAUGUUCUUUUCCUUGUCCAUAAUCUGCCAGAGAAUCUUACAGCCUUUGCUUGGUUUAAAGGCAGGACAAAUAUGAAACGAGGAAUUGCACUGUAUGCAUUGGCCUCUGACAUACAUAUACACAGUGAUAGAGAGACACUGUAUAGCAAUGGAUCCCUGAUAAUACACAAUGUCACCCGGAAGGACAGAGAUUAUUAUACUCUACGAACCUUCAAUAGACAUGCAAAAACUGUAUCAUCAACAACCACAUUUCUCCAUGUGAACCUCUUCCUUUGGAACUGUGGGCGCUUUGUUACCUCUGCCCAGCCCAGUAUUGAAUCACUGCCCUCCGUCAUUACUGAAGGGCAACAAGUUCUUCUACAUGUUCACAAUAUCCCAGAGAAUCUUCAAGGAUUUUUGUGGUUCAAGGGGAUGACUGUGUUCAGGCACCUUGAGAUUGGCCGAUACAUAAUAGGCAGGAAGUCAGCUGUGUUUGGUCCUGCACACAGUGGUAGAGAGAAAUUGUACAGUGAUGGAACACUGAUGAUUGAAAAUGUCACUCAGGAAGAUGCUGGAUUGUACACCCUACGAGUACUGGGUACAGAUAUGAAGAGUGAAGAAGCACAUGUAGAAAUCCAAGUUAACAACCCCCAUUUUCAGUGCUGUAACCCUGCCACCUCCUCCAAACUCAUGGUUGAAGCAGUGCCCCGAUAUGCAGCUGAAGGGAAAAGUGUUCUUCUCCUUGUUCGUAAUCUGCCAGAGGAGCUGAUAUCCUUUGCCUGGUACAACUCGAUGUACAGGGUCCCAGCCUUUAAAAUUGUAGACUACCAUGUAAUCUGGAAUAUCACCACCUGGGUGCAUGAAUAUGGAAGAAGAGGGAUGGUGUACGCUAAUGGAUCCCUGCUGCUCCAGAACGUUGUUGAAGAAGAUGCAAGAAUGUACACACUAGAAACUUUAAACGUAAACUACACAGUUGAAAGAGCACAUGUGCAGUUUUAUGUAAACAAGGCUGUGACACAACCCUUUGUGCAAAUCACUGACACCACAGUCAAUGCACACAGAUCUGUGACCUUCACCUGUGUUACACCUGACAUGGCAAUCUCUAUCCUUUGGUUCUUCAAUAGCCACACUCUGAAGCCUACAGAAAGGAUGACACUGUCCUCAACAAAGUGUGGACUCCGAAUUGAUGAUGUCAGAAGUGAAGAUGCUGGAGAGUACCAGUGUGUGGUCACUAACCGAGCCGGUGAUGCAAAGGCCAGUCACCCGGUCCGGUGGCCAUGAUGAAUGAGUGACCCCUCCUUCAUCCUACAUCCCAUUUCUUUAUUGAUGGGAUAAGACACGGAGCAAAGUUAUGUGGCAAAAAUGAUCAGUUACUACUCAAGUGUAGCCAGCAUGGUGAGACAUGCUUGUGAUCCUGGAAUACACAUGUGUAUAAGAAUGAGGUGGAUUUAAAGUGAGAGUGUCUCCAAAACAAAGCACAGAUAUCAAUACAACAAGCAGGAUCACAAAGGCAUUAGCAGCUUAGUUUGUGGAUCAAAUAUAUAACCAACUCUCAGAAUCCAUAAGACCCUAUUUCAGGAUCCCUCAAACCUUGGAUACUUUAAGUCUGCUCUGAUAAAUAUAUCCUUUAUAUGCUAAAAUACAUUCCAUGUUUAACUAAUUCAGUUUACAUUAAUGGUUCCUAGAGACCAGUCAUCCAUGUGAAGCAAUGGAGAAUGACAGAGGAAGGAAACACAGUGCCUAACUGUGCACAUAACUGGUUUCUAAAUAACUUUGAUCCUCAACUUGUUUGAUUCACAGAUAUAAAAUCCAUGGUGUAAAUCCUGAUUCUACGGUUUCUAGUCUGAGAGUUGUGUUCACAGUGGGACCUUAUGUGAUUCUUUUUCCUGUUAAUAUGUUUCUUUCUUUU